UCAAGAGAUGCUGGGGUGAGGCACAUGCGCUUAAGCAUGAGGUGACUGCUCAAGAUGGCCGGAGCGUCCUUUGAAAUCAAAUUGGAUGAUCCUGAAGCUGACCUCACUCAGGAUCAGAAAGAGAAAGUCCUUGACAACUUUAAACUGCUUGAUCAGAGCAAAAGUGGUCGCUUGAACCCACAGCAGGUGGGCAUUCUGUUCCGGGCCUUUGGACAGAACCCAACCGAUGAGGAACUUGCUGAAAUGCUGAGACCAAUCCCGCAAGCAGGGCUAGAUGUUGAUGGGUUUAUUCGUUUCUUCAAAGGGAACUACAGGCCUCCAACCACAGAGGACACUCUGCUGAAGGCCUUCCAGGUCUUUGAUUUGGAAGAUACUGGGAUUAUGAGCCGCGAUAAAUUCAAGGAAAUGCUCACGUCGUUGGGUGAUCCGAUGCAAGAGCAUGAGGUGGAGGCGAUACUGAAGGAGGCCGAGGUGGAUGACAAAGGUCUCUUCGACUACAAAGCCCUGGCCAAGCGCCUUUGUGAGGGACCAAAGCGUAUCCCCGAUAUGCCGUGAAUUUCGAUUUCUGUCUAACAUGUUGAUGUGCCAGCAAGUCUCACAAUGGCACUGAGAAACGAGCUAUCAAUGCCGUGAAUGCAAGAAAUCAAAGCAGCUGAGUGGCGUGUUGAAUUGCAUGAUAAUUGAUC
Molecule: messenger RNA, 686 nt
Organism: Cladocopium goreaui
Lineage: Eukaryota; Dinophyceae; Suessiales; Symbiodiniaceae
Source: the annotation of a GenBank genome assembly